This is a messenger RNA of Cynara cardunculus var. scolymus (artichoke), 1181 nucleotides long. Its product is annotated as probable nitronate monooxygenase. The record is from RefSeq and is a predicted model, not a curated record. Lineage: Eukaryota; Viridiplantae; Streptophyta; Magnoliopsida; Asterales; Asteraceae. The transcript is spliced from 6 exons. Bases 28 to 1023 code for a protein of 331 amino acids. Gene Ontology annotation, molecular function: nitronate monooxygenase activity.
AUCGAAAUUGAAACUGAAAUUGGAGAAAUGGGAUGGAAAGGGAUUCUGGGUUUUGAGUAUGGAAUCGUGCAGGCACCUUUAGGACCCGAUAUUUCCGGUCCCGAGCUUGUCGCCGCCGUUGCUAAUGCCGGUGCCAUUGGUAUCCUUCGAGCUCCUGAUUGGGAAUCCCCACAUUACCUGAGGGAGCUCAUAAGGAAGACAAGGACUUUGACCGACAAACCAUUCGGAGUCGGCAUCGUUUUGGCAUUCCCUCACGAACAAAACUUGAAGUGUGUCCUUGAAGAGAAAGUUGCUAUCUUGCAGCUUUACUGGGGAGAAGUCACCAAAGAUAUAGUCUCCGAAGCCCAUCGAGCCGGGGUCAAGGUUGUUCCCCAGAUCGGAAGCUUUGAAGAAGCACAACUAGCUGCGGAUGCUGGUGUGGAUGCUAUAAUUGUUCAGGGACACGAAGCAGGAGGACAUGUUAUCGGUCAGGAAGCAUUGAUAGCGCUGGUACCACGAAUAGUUGAUCUUGUUGCCUCGAGGGGCAUACCAGUAAUCGCUGCUGGUGGAAUAGUCGAUGAGCGAGGCUAUGUUGCUGCAUUGGCACUUGGAGCUAAAGGCGUCUGCUUAGGCACCAGGUUUCUUGCUACGGAGGAGAGCAAUGCUCACCCGAUGUACAAAAGGAAGGUGGUUGAAAUGAACAAAACAGAGUAUACGAAUGUAUUUGGCCGUGCCAGGUGGCCAGGAGCGCCUCACCGUGUCCUCAAAACACCUUUCUUCAUGAAAUGGAGAAAUCUACCAAGUAAUGAGAAUGAGGCUAAUCAACCGGUUAUUGGCCAUUCAACAAUACAUGGAACCGAGAAAGAUAUUCGCGUAUUUGCUGGUACGGUGCCGAACAAGACAACAACAGGGGAUAUCGAAAGCAUGGUGAUGUAUGCAGGCGAAGGCGUAGGACUUAUCAACGAUAUCUUACCAGCUGCUCAAGUAGUAAAGAGAUUUGUCGAAGGUGCUCAAAUUUUGAUCCAACAAAACUUCACUUCUUGAGAUCGAAUCUUAAACUUGUGUUAAGAGUGGUUUUUCAAGUCUGUCUUGAUAAUUUGGAAAAUGAUAUGAUUGUUGUAUUAUGAUCCCGUCAUGCUCGAUAUGGUUUCAUUGGAUUCUCAAGGAACCACUUUUUUUAUGUAACCGUGGGUUUCUGUUCC